AUGAUUCCUCUCUUCCCAACAACCUGUCUCCUCCUCUCCCUCCUCUUCAUCCUCAUCCAGCACCGCAAGGCCAUUCGCUCUAUAUUCCGGAAACAUACUCCUCGGAGUUACACCCGUCUCCCCAUCCACGAACACGAAGUCGAACUAGAUCAUCUUCACCGGCACAUCAAGCAAUGA
This is a messenger RNA of Aspergillus niger, 177 nucleotides long. RefSeq lists its product as uncharacterized. NCBI's taxonomy places the organism in Eukaryota, Fungi, Ascomycota, Eurotiomycetes, Eurotiales, Aspergillaceae. The record is from RefSeq and is a predicted model, not a curated record. Bases 1 to 177 code for a protein of 58 amino acids. The transcript is spliced from 2 exons.